Molecule: messenger RNA, 3581 nt
Organism: Peromyscus eremicus (cactus mouse)
Lineage: Eukaryota; Metazoa; Chordata; Mammalia; Rodentia; Cricetidae
Gene: Rassf2
Product: Ras association domain family member 2
Exons: 11
Coding region: 219-1199 (326 amino acids)
Biological process (GO): positive regulation of protein kinase activity; regulation of non-canonical NF-kappaB signal transduction; signal transduction
Cellular component (GO): nucleus; cytoplasm
Source: RefSeq, a predicted model, not a curated record
CCCGGCCCGAGCGAGCGGGUCUCGCGGAUCGCUGGCCAAGCACGCUGGAACACCCCCCACCCCCGCAGCGGCGCCCCCACUUUCCAACCCCUGCGGCGCGCGCGGAUGCAGCUGGUCCGGGACGCAGGCAAGACACCAGGCGUGGGGCGCGAGGAGCCGGGUAUUGGCGCGGGAUGCGGACGCAAGGCCUCUUCUUCUGAUGAAAAGAGAAGGGAAAGAUGGACUACACUCACCAAACUGCCCUAGUCCCGUGCGGACAAGAUAAAUACAUGUCCAAGAAUGAACUUCUCCUGCAUCUGAAGACCUACAACCUGUACUAUGAAGGCCAGAACCUGCAACUCCGCCACCGAGAGGAAGAAGACGAGUUCAUCGUGGAGGGGCUGCUGAAUAUCUCCUGGGGGCUGCGCAGACCCAUUCGGCUCCAGAUGCAGGAUGACCACGAACGCAUCCGUCCCCCUCCGUCCUCUUCCUCCUGGCACUCUGGCUGUAACCUGGGCGCACAGGGCUCCACCCUGAAGCCCCUCACCAUGCCCACCGUUCAGAUCUCAGAAGUGGAUACUCCUGCUGAAAGCAGCGAGACACCCAGCCCCACAGACUCGAGGGGCCUGAAGCCCGUGCAGGAGGACACCCCACAGCUGAUGCGCACACGCAGCGAUGUUGGGGUGCGUCGCCGUGGCAAUGUGAGGACAUCCAGUGACCAGCGGCGCAUCAGACGCCAUCGUUUCUCUAUCAACGGCCAUUUCUACAACCACAAGACAUCAGUUUUCACACCAGCCUAUGGCUCUGUCACCAACGUCCGCAUCAACAGUACCAUGACUACCCCCCAGGUCCUGAAGCUGCUGCUCAACAAGUUUAAGAUUGAGAAUUCAGCAGAGGAGUUUGCUCUGUACGUGGUCCAUACUAGCGGUGAGAAGCAGAAGCUGAAGAACUCCGACUACCCCCUGAUCGCCCGCAUCCUCCAGGGUCCGUGUGAACAGGUCUCCAAAGUCUUCCUGAUGGAGAAGGACCAGGUGGAGGAGGUCACCUAUGAUGUGGCCCAGUACAUAAAGUUUGAAAUGCCGGUCCUUAAAAGCUUCAUUCAGAAACUCCAGGAGGAGGAGGACCGGGAGGUGGAGAAGCUGAUGCGCAGGUACACUGUGCUCCGGCUAAUGAUUCGGCAAAGGCUGGAGGAGAUAGCAGAGACGCCCGAGACUAUCUGAGCCACAGGAACAAGGGAAAUCCAGACACUCCAGGGGCCCCUGCUGACCUGAAAAGACCCAUGGGAAGCUAGGCACUGUCCUUCCACAGAAAUGUUUCCACCCGAACCUCUGCAGCGCCCCCCAAAGCCAGCACGGAGCCCUGGAGUAGGACGCAGAAGCUGCAGAAGCUCCCCAUCUCUGGAUCUCUGCUCUCCUUUGUUCCAUUCUCAAGAGCUUUUAUUUCUAGGAGGACCCGCAGUGUGUGUUCACAUACCCGAGUGUGUGUGUGUGCGUGUGCUCACAUACCUGAGUGUGUGUUUGUACACACACGUGUAUGCGUAUGUGUACUUAUUAUGUCCAUAUGCCUCUCUGAUGUUUUCACAUGCAAUUAAAUUCCAAGCAGCCAGCACAAGUGCCAUGAGGCUGGCAGACAUACCGCUCCUGGGCAGGAAGAGUAGAGGAAUAGCUAAGGCUUUUGUUUUUGCUUCUUCGAGUGCCAACGGCAGUCACACGUAUCUGCCGUGUUUGAAAGGGAAGAGGAUUCUGCAGGCUCACCAUUUGGAAUGUCUGAAGGUUUGUAGCAGAGAUUCUCCCCAUUUGCCAAGGAGGAUGGGUGACGGUGAGACCCUUGGGAAUUGGUGAAGUGACAGUGCCAUGCCCUUGGGGCAAGUCCAGGGAAACGGAAACGUGAGACCGCCGCGGGGCAGAUGCAGUGAGUCCGUGAGUUUUUGCACUGGAAAGGUUGUCAUUGGAGAUAGCACAAUGAAUGUCCUCUGCUAGGUGGACACCUGGGAGAAAUGGCUUCUGCCUCUGUUCUUGACGUUUGGGCACUUUCUGGGUGUUUCUGCUCUCUCAGUUGCCACUCCAAUUCUUGGGGUCCUCCUUGGCUUGAAGAAACAUCUUCUGAAACAAAAGUGUCUGGAAUGCAUGCAACUCUGACCUGCUCGUGUGUCGGGGCUGGGUGUGUACUGAGAUAAAUGGCACCCAGAAGUGUCUAAGCACCAGUGGGGCUGAAGGGAAGGAUAGAGGCCACCUGCUGAAAUGAGGUCUCAAGCCCUUGCACACCAUCGCAUCAGUAAGAGUUGUACCCGCAUGGAGUUGGGGUUUUGCAUUUGAAGCUAACACGUUAUUCCUUUUGGCCUCUGCACACUUGCAAGCUCCUUCACCUUAUACAUGGAGAUUGAGAAUGAAGACGCGUCCUGUUGUUGAGUCAACAUAGGGAUCAAGGAUUUCUUUGGCGAAUCCCAUGAAGUGUGGACAGAGAGGACAGUGCUCACUUAGCCUCUGAGCAGCCAUGCUGCUGAUUUUUCAAAUCAGCCUCAUUGGCAGAAUGGGCAGGGAUGGCCCUGUACACCCUCCGUUAGGGACACUGUCAGGUAGCUGGCCGCUUGUGUGGCUUGUGCCAUUUGAGGUGGGACAGACAGAUGCUAGGAGUUUGGUGCUGGUCUAUGAAAUGCAACUAAGCAAGAUGAGCAGCCUGUAACUCAGGCAUCUCUGAGCCUCACUGCCACAAAGUGCCCUUCCCUAUCUGCUCUCAAGAAAGCUCUAGAAGCGGAGCAGUUGAGGGACCGAGGGCCCCUGACCAGAGUGCCUUUUAAGGAAGGUGGACCUCUGUAACAGACCCAUUCCUGUGUAAGUGUGUUGCUGUUCUCCACCCUCCUUAGAAGGUCUCAUUGUGGGCUUUCAAAUGAUGGCUUGUGGCCGGCCAUUUUGCUGGAUGUCGCUUAGCAACCUAGCUCCUCUGCCGGGGUACCACCGUCCAUGCUAUGGGCAGUGUGAUGGGAACCCAGAGCGCCUUGGUCUCAGUUGUACACUCCAGUGGACAUGAGCAAAGCACAAAAUUAGGGCCAGGGGAGGCAGCUUCUCUGAUAAUCAGAAGCUUCGGUGGACUUCAGUAAAACACAGAACUCCGCAGGGAGCUGGGGGUCCUUUAUUACAGAUGAAGAGCAGCUUUGCAGACGCAAUAUUUGAGAAAAUGAUUUGGAUAAUUUCCCUUCCAGUUAUUUUUAUCUUGACUCUUCAGAGCCUAUACUGCCCCAUACUUCUUCUUUGGGAGCUAGGGGGCUUUCCACAGAGCACUGUCUCUUACUGGGAAAGGAUUUCUGGUUUAUAAAGAUUCUUUGUGACCCUGUUAAUCUGUGACUGUUGGAGAGUGUCGGGUUGCCAGGCUCUCUAAGAAGGUGUUGCCAAGGUGAUGACUUUUAAAGUGUGGGGUUCAGAAAGAGAGUUGGGGUACAUAUCCACUAAUCCAUCCUGGCCCAUCCCCUAGAAUCAUUUCUCACAUCCAUAUAACUGAUCAAGAAUUUUAGGAACUUGGCUGGGCAUGUGACUGGGUGGUAGAGCACUUACUUAGCAUGUAAGAAGCCAACUUCCAUCUCUAGUACCACAAGAAAAAAGCAGCUG